This is a messenger RNA of Olea europaea var. sylvestris, 636 nucleotides long. Its product is annotated as transcription factor bHLH61-like. Gene Ontology annotation, cellular component: nucleus. The record is from RefSeq and is a predicted model, not a curated record. Gene Ontology annotation, molecular function: sequence-specific DNA binding; DNA-binding transcription factor activity. Bases 52 to 459 code for a protein of 135 amino acids. NCBI's taxonomy places the organism in Eukaryota, Viridiplantae, Streptophyta, Magnoliopsida, Lamiales, Oleaceae. Gene Ontology annotation, biological process: regulation of DNA-templated transcription. The transcript is spliced from 4 exons.
UUGUGUGUGUGUGUUUGCGAGAGAGAGAGAGAGAGAGAGAGAGAGAGAAGCAUGAAUUCCAGGAAGCAAAAGAGAGCAGCUCUGUAUCAACAACUUCGUUCUGCCACUAAUUCCACUUCUGUGACUACAACGUCAAUAGUCGUGGAUGCGACAAGAUAUAUAGAGGAGCUGAAGGAAAAAGUACAAAAACUAAAUCAAGAUAUUGCAACUCUACAAAAUUCAGAUGAACAAAGCUCGUCAUUACCAAUGCAGGUUACAGUGGAAACCCUAGAAAAGGGUUUCCUAAUUAAUGUAUAUUCAGAAAAGAAUUGCCCUGGUUUGCUUGUCUCCAUACUGGAAGCAUUUGAGAGGCUAGGCCUUGAAGUACUCGAUGCUAGGGUUUCAUGUUCUAAUAAUUAUCGUCUCGAAGCCGUUAGUGAGAAUUUUCGUUGCAGAAUGAAGGACAAGCUGAGAGCAUAGAUGCCCGGGUGGUUAAACAAGCAGUAGUGCAAGCUAUCAGGAAUUGGAGUGAAAGUAGUUAGCAAAAUUAAUUUGUUGGCUCGUCGUUCUCAUUUCAUCUUUUCCUUCUACCAACGUUAUGCAGCUUGUUUAGUUUGAAAACUUUUUAUCUAAUAAAGUAUAACUGCUUAUACUUGA